UUUUGGAGGCUAAAAUAUGUUCCGCUUUAUAUUUAAUAUUAUAUAAUUAUGCUAGUGUACAUAUUGAGAUCGUGAAUUCCGGACUGAAGUGUUACCCUUCUCCUUAACAUGGCUGAGAAAGAGGAAAACGAGGAAAGUAAAUUGGAAAAGAAUUCGACAAUGAUGGAAGAGAAAUACAAGAAUCACCUUGUUGGCUCUAGAAUUAACUUUUACGAAAACAAGACACGAUCAGACAUGUUACAUAAACCAGAAGAACCGCGCGUCUCGAAAUCAAAAAUCCCGGACGUUCUAUUACUAGACGCAGGGAGAUUAAUGGAACAAGAAGGAGAAGAAGCCAAUAUAAAAAAGGAGAUUGCGGCAACGAAUAUAUCUAAAAGAAAACGUUUAAUUACAAACCUGACUCAAAAGCCACAACACGUUAAUCAAGAAGCCACGGAAACCAGUUCAGAAAAUCUUGUAGCGGGUGACAGUGAUAGUGGAAGCGAAAGUGCUUUAGACUUUAAUAUUACUGCCGAACAUAUCUAUUUUCCUCCAGAUUUUGAAAAUUCAAAUAUCACAGAUCGUAAAUCAUUCGCUACUUAUGCUGAUGAUAUAAGCCAGGGCGAAGGAUACGUUCAUUCAAAUUCAAGUCGAUUUGGCAGUUUCAACGCUAGUGAUAGCGAGUUGCAAUUCCAGCACAAAAUUGCCUUAUAUGACAUAAGUCAGAAAUCGGAAAAAGAAAUGAUCAAAAUAGAAUCGGUCGUGUCCGACGGAUUAGAGAUGGUUAAUGAAGGCAUUGCGGACGGAAUCAGUGAAAUUCAUAACCAGAUUGACGAAGCAGAAACCAGAUUGAAACAUAUAUAUUCAAAAAUAGAUUUGCAAGGAGAUGACUCUUUCAGAAAUUCCCUCCGAAAGACACGAGGAUUGAUAAAACCAAAGAAAUCUGGUCGACCUAGCAUAUUAAAUAUUUUUAAUCAUGCUAAACUUGAUGAAGCUCAGGCUAAAUCCGAUGUAGAUCCGGAUAGACAUAAUGAAGAAAUGGGAAAACUACAUAACCGACUUGCUGAGUAUUAUUUGGACAGAUUUGACUCUGUGCCUUUAUCUCCUAUAAGUCCAGAACACGAUCAAAAGCUAACUGCGUUGUACGUAUGUCCUGAAAUUUGUCGACAAAAGGUUAGUCAAAAGGACAAAGACUAUUCUGAAAAGGUCCAUGUCGACAAAUAUAAAACAAUUUUCUUUCCAAACGGGAUUCAAGCAUCAAACAUUUAUUUACAAGGGGACUCGGGAAGCGGAAAAUCAACGUUUUGCAAUAAGUUAGUAAUAGAAUGGAGCAAUAAUCACAUAUUGAAUAAGUGCGAUUCGCAACCAUUUCCGACUGACGAAAACUGUUUUACAGAUAUAAACAUUAUCAAAGAUUACAAGUUUCUGUUCUACUUGGAUCUUAGUGAGCCAACCAGUGAAUGCUCGAUUGAAAAAUUAAUUCGGCAUCAAUUCUGUUAUGAACUUUAUCCGGAAAAAGACCAACAGAAAGCGUACGAGCUUCUCGAACACGUACUUGAACAAGAAAAAUGCUUAAUUAUACUGGAUGGAUUUGAAGAGUGGACCCAUCCAAACAUUUUACAAAGCAACUGCAGAUGUAGAAAACAUGACAGAUCAGAGCCAUGGAGAGAUAGAGGAUGGAAGAAGUCAACAAUACUUACCACAUGUCGCCCAUGGAAAUUAGCCGCAAUUCAAGUGAAAGAUUCCAAAAUUGACAUAUUGCUUGAAAUAUCUGGGGUUUUAGACAAACGUCGUCUUGUUGAAAGAGUACUGUUUUGCUUAACGCAGGACGUGUCAGAACGUAUGAUUGAUAAAUGUUGUGCGUACAUAAAGCGGAAAAUAUUCGACGAGAAUAUGUCGGUGCCAAUCUUUAUCAUUCAGCUAGUAUGCCUUUGGUAUUUUGGCAAACCGGAAAGCGAUUCAUCUUGCGAAGUAUACGUGAACCUUUUUAGUGUUCUUGAAGCUCGUUUUCAAGACGGCCACGUCCCAACAACUGAAACAAGUAAUUCAAAUCGGUCACACGGUGCACAAUUUGACAGAGGUACACUGCUUGGUGAUGUGUGGUUACCACUUGCAAAGGCUGCCUUUGAAUUGUUAUUUUCUACACCACCACAAAUAUCUGUCAUUUUUGAAAAGGAAAUGGCAUUAAAAUAUCUAAACGAAACUGACAUUCGCCAUGCGCUAAAAUUAGGAAUUCUAAGGGAACGAAAGGACUUUUCUUUAUUGAAAAGAAGGUCGCAUAUUUCCUUUGUGCACAGGACAUUUCAAGAGUUUCUUGCAGCAUGUCAUUUGUCCAGAAAUCCAGAUUUAUUUGCUACUGUUGUAAAACCCUUCAUAAGCCAAUCAAAAGAAAACUCAGGACCGUUUGAGAUACAACAACUGAUAGUUUUCAUUUGCGGACUAAAUCAAGACUUAACGGAGGAAAUGUCGAAAUGGAUAGAUUCAACACUCCACGAGAGCCACUUGAAGAUCUAUAUGGGAGACUCCUAUCGUUACAACGUUCCUUGUCCAACCACAGAGCAAAUCAAUAUUUUGCAACGACUGAUAUUAUCCGGAUAUUUUGAGGCGUUGAGAAAUGGAGAAGAUAUUACAAAAAUAUAUCUGUCACAUUUUAUGUUUACCGAAAAGAUUAGUGCAAUUGAUAUGCAGAAUUUAAAGGAAAUUAUCUUGAUAAACAAGGGCAAUAUUAAGACACUCUACCUGGCUGACUCCAGAGGAGUGUUUUCUAAAUCUGAUAUUCAAAACAUUUUACACACCGCCAAAGGUUCGUUAUUGUAUUUGAAGAUUCACGGAUUGGUGGGUCAUUAUGAUAUUUCUGAGUGUAAAGAACUGAGGCACUUAUGCAUUGGGAGAGAUGACAACAUGUUUUUAAAUAUGAACCUUGAAAGGUUGGAAACUUUGGAGUUAUAUGAUGUCUCAGAAGAAACGACUACACGGAUACUGAACAUGCUUCGUCCAAAUGAUAUUCCAUUGGAAAAUCUUGUUGUUGAUCGAACCGAUAUGACACCGGGACCAGAACAACUUUUAGAAAAAGGGAUUCCUUUACUAUCCAGUUUAAAGUAUGCCUUUAUUGCUAAUGUUGAUUGUUCAAGAUCGGGUAUUUCUUGCAGUGAAUCAAUAACUCAUAUUUCAUUAUAUAAUUCUAUACUCUCCAUUGAAAACUUUAAAAAGAUGUGCGAGUGCAUUGAAAGGCUUCCGCAGGAAAUCAAAAUUGUGGUCAAAUCCUGCGCAAUUGAACCGGACCAAGAUUUUCAGCAUUACAAAGGACACUUGUUAAAUCUUAAUACAUUUUUGUGUCUGAACUACAAAGAACAAAACGCCAGUGGGUCUUUAACUUGAGUAAAAGACGUCUGGAGGCAAUCACAGAAAAUCGAUGUGGAAAAGCAACGAUUUGGUUAUCAAGUGAUUUUAGUAUAUAUAUACUUCGCCCCCUUUUUUGUCUUGAUAUAUAAUGCUGUAAUCGAGUUGAAUAAAACGGA
Messenger RNA from Mya arenaria, 3497 nucleotides. RefSeq lists its product as uncharacterized. The transcript has 2 exons. The record is from RefSeq and is a predicted model, not a curated record. Lineage: Eukaryota; Metazoa; Mollusca; Bivalvia; Myida; Myidae. The coding region runs from base 109 to 3357 and encodes 1082 amino acids.